Molecule: messenger RNA, 686 nt
Organism: Mercurialis annua (annual mercury)
Lineage: Eukaryota; Viridiplantae; Streptophyta; Magnoliopsida; Malpighiales; Euphorbiaceae
Exons: 5
Coding region: 101-499 (132 amino acids)
Cellular component (GO): nucleus
Molecular function (GO): RNA binding
Source: RefSeq, a predicted model, not a curated record
UGCGACCAAAAGGUUCAAAGUGUUUAGCUAUAAAGUGAAAAGAUCCAAUCUUUUCCGUAUUUAAUAAAAUUAAGGAUUAGGGUUUGGUGGUGCGCUUGAAAUGGAAGAAAUCACAGAGGGAGUUAAUAACAUCAACAUAGGAGCAGGAGCAGAUUUACUUAAGAAAAACCGAAUUCAAGUCUCCAACACCAAGAAACCCUUGUUCUUCUAUGUCAAUCUCGCCAAGAGGUAUAUGCAGCAGCACAAUGAAGUGGAACUAUCUGCACUUGGCAUGGCUAUUGCCACCGUUGUCACUGUUGCAGAGAUUCUGAAGAACAAUGGAUUGGCUGUUGAAAAGAAGAUUAUGACUUCAACUGUUGAUAUGAAAGAUGAAAUGAGAGGACGGCCUGUCCAAAAAGCAAAGAUCGAGAUAGUGCUGGGGAAGACUGAAAACUUUGACGAGUUGAUGGCUGCUGCGGCUGAAGAAAGGGACAUUAUAGAGGGUGAAGAGCAAAGUUGAAAAUGAAUUGUUUUGCAGUAGUUAAAUGGGUUUGUUUUUGAAGAAUUAUUUGAUCUCAUUUCAUUAGUCAAUUUCUAAGAUGGUUAAGAGAUGUGAUGUCAAAUAGGUUCACAGAAGUGUGACAAUUUUGUUGUUCUUGAGGAGUGGAAACAAGAUCUGUUUGCUAUCCAAGAUUCAAUUUUUUUUA